AUGGCGUCUCUUUCUCUCGAAUAUCGAGCUGAACACAGUUCCCCUGAGCUGCAUGUUUUUAACAUCCUCAAUGACUACCUUCAGCCUUCUAGCACAACCCCUCCCAGUGAGGCCGCGCAAUCCAUCCACGCCUUGACACCAAAGGCAGCUUCAACACAAGAAGACAGCUCUGAUCUGGAGGGGUUCCUUUGGUCCACAUGGGGGAGUAUCAUCAAAGUCGCCAAACAAAUUCCUUACAAUCACCCCUCGCAAGACCGACUCGUUGACUUGAUCCACGCUCUGACCAAGUUACCGCCGAGAACGGUAUCAAUCUGGGGUUCCGAAAAUUGCCUAUGGGAAGACCUGCCCAUGCUCGGACCAACCCUGCGAGAAUCCUGGAAUGCGGCCCCCACGUAUACAAAAGCCAGCGACCAAGAAAUCACCGAAUGGAUCAACCUACAAGCCUUCACCGCGCGGCUGUGCAAAAGCGACCGAUCCCUUUCUCUUCUUGGCGUCUGGAGUCUGCGGUCGGGAUUGGAACGGGAGCUAUCGGACGAGGAACUCGACGGGGAAGUGGCUGCAGCAGCGAUGUGGAUGGUGUAUGGUGGUGAGAACCUGUUCAGUCAACUGACACACGAGGUACCAGACCAGGAGACGGAGCGCAUGAUGAGGCCUGGGCCGCUGUUUAGCGGACUGGGACAGUUGAGCCCGGAGAGGUGGCAGUUCUGGAAGCUGCGGUUUGAGGACUUGAGUGAGCAGAUCCAAGUCACUGAUGAGACAAAGCAGGUAAUUCGGCUGGCCAGGGAGAAGAUGGAGAGGGUUCAGCAGUAG
Messenger RNA from Aspergillus fumigatus Af293, 810 nucleotides. Its product is annotated as DUF3632 domain-containing protein. Bases 1 to 810 code for a protein of 269 amino acids. The transcript is spliced from 3 exons. Lineage: Eukaryota; Fungi; Ascomycota; Eurotiomycetes; Eurotiales; Aspergillaceae. The record is from RefSeq and is a predicted model, not a curated record.